AUGGCUACACAAUCACGGGCCCAUGGCGGCCACAGCCACGGCCACGGUCACCAUCACCACCACCACGAUAAUGUGUACCUGACCUCCACCAACAAACACGACGCCGGCGUGCGGAUCACACGCAUCGGUCUAUUCGCCAACCUUACCAUGGCCAUUGGAAAAUUCAUUGGCGGCUACGUCUUCCAUUCACAAGCCCUAAUUGCCGACGCGUACCACGCCCUGACUGAUCUCGUGUCCGACUUCCUGACCCUGGGCACGGUUGCGUUGUCACUCAAGCCGCCCAGCGAGCGUUUCCCCAACGGAUAUGGGAAGGUCGAGAGCAUUGGGGCACUGGGUGUGAGCGGGCUACUGCUUUGCGGCGGCGUGUUUAUGGGUCUCAAUGCUGGGCAGAUCUUGCUGGGUCAGGUCUACCCCGAGGCGGCGGAGGCAAUGGCUCAUUGGGGGCUUCUGGGACAUGGCCAUUCGCAUUCACACAGUCACGGUGCGGAUAUCCUGGGGCCGAGUAUCCACGCGGCGUGGUUGGCUGCAGGAUCUAUUGUGGUGAAGGAGUGGCUCUACCAUGCGACUAUGAAGGUCGCCAAUGAGCGCAAGUCCUCGGUCCUUGCAUCCAACGCCGUCCACCACCGCAUCGACUCCCUGACGAGUAUUGUGGCCCUAUUCACCAUCGGGGGAAGCUAUGUCUUCCAAGACGCUACCUGGCUGGAUCCAGUGGGCGGGCUGUUGAUCUCACUGAUGGUCAUCAGAGCCGGCUGGGGCAAUACGAGGACCUCUCUCCUGGAGCUGGCCGACACGACGGUCGACGACGACAUCAAAUCCUCCGUACACAAGGCUGCCGCGAAGGCAUUGCAAGAAAUUGCAGACGGCGACGGGGUGGUGGUCCGCGACGUUCAGGGGAUGAAGUCCGGGCAGAACUAUUUGAUGGACAUCGAGCUGGCCGUACCGGGAGACUGGGUUCUCAUGCGCGCACGGUUGGUAGAGGAAGCCGUCCGGACGGCCGUGGGUGCCAAGGUGCGCGGCGUGAAGCGGGUCAAGAUGCGUUUCAUUCCUGUGGAACUUCAGAACCUCACCUUUUCUGAAGAGUUCAUUGCCCCUAGCGCCCGGGCCAGCCCUGAACCCAGUGAAAAUGGCUCGGCGGAGGCGUCCGGGACCCAUCUCCAUCACCAUGUCGAGGAGAAUGGCACUCGGAAGAGGAAUUAA
Penicillium riverlandense is the source of this 1197-nucleotide messenger RNA. Its product is annotated as cation diffusion facilitator family transporter. NCBI's taxonomy places the organism in Eukaryota, Fungi, Ascomycota, Eurotiomycetes, Eurotiales, Aspergillaceae. The record is from RefSeq and is a predicted model, not a curated record. The coding region runs from base 1 to 1197 and encodes 398 amino acids. The transcript has 2 exons. Gene Ontology annotation, molecular function: monoatomic cation transmembrane transporter activity. Gene Ontology annotation, cellular component: membrane. Gene Ontology annotation, biological process: transmembrane transport; monoatomic cation transport.